ACUUUUCGAUAAUUUUCCCGUACCCACUACUCUUGUACAAGAUGGAGUACUUCGUUGCUAUUGUCCCGCACACGAAGUGGGUUUAGCAACGCUCCAGGUAGCUUGUAAUGGCUGUGUGAUAUCAAACUCUGUGAUAUUUGAAUACAAAUUACCAUCUCGCGAAGAACAAGUAACGUUGUUAGAGCCCAAAGUUGAGAAAUCGAACGACAAUUUGCUUAAAUUCACGUUACUACAGAGACUAGAGGCAAUGGAUGAUCGACUUCACAUAAAACAGGAACCCACUGAUGGAUCUGACCAUGUUGAAGAUACUGUGCUUUUUAUGCAGCCUAAUUUUGAAGAUCGAUUAGUAUCAUACUGCCAAACGAUGACUUCACGGGUAUGGCAAUAUGGAGAAGAACUUAGUGUCUCAUGGUUCGCAAGUCACCGAGGUAUGACGUUGCUGCAUUUGGCAGCUUCUUUAGGCUAUUCUAGGCUCGUUUGUGCCCUACUCCACUGGAGGGCAGAAAACUCAUCAUUGUUGUUAGAAACAGAAGUUGAUGCUCUAAGUCAGGACGAAGAUGGAAACACACCUCUGAUGUGGGCAUGCAGUAAAGGUCACACGGAAACAGCUGUAAUGCUUUACAGAUGGAAUCAUACGGCUCUUAAUAUUAAAAAUUCGUCAUUGCAAACGCCACUUGAAGUUGCAAAAUCAAAUCGUCAUAUAGCGCUUGUGAAAGAGUUAGAAAAAUUGGAAGCUAGAAGGGAAAAAGCAAAUUUGAUUUUGCAUUCAAGUAUCGCAUCAGCAGACAACCCGAGUCCUCCAACUAUUUCUCCUGCCAGUUCGAUAACUUCCAUAGCUUCUGCAGUUUCUAAUAGUAAAUCGCACGAUGGAGUCUUUUUGAAACCUGGAAUAAUGACAAGUUCACUAAUGUCUGACUCGAACCUUCAAAGCCGAAAUUCGAUUGGCGGAGGGUUAGUCAAACGCCCUUCCAUUGAUAGUGGAAUCAACAUGACUUCUUCCGAUAAUUCUCCAUUACUUCGACCAAAAAGUACCAGAAGCAAAGAGUGUUUAAAGUUAACCAGAUUUGAUAGAAGUAUGUCAUUACCAAUUUGUUCACCUUUAUCUAGCCAGGAUGGGUCUUAUGACAACGAAACCCUAGAAACUUCUAAAUCACGUAAAAUGGAUUUUGCUUUGUGCGAAGCGGGUAGUGAACCCCGAAGCAAUAGUCCCCUAAUUGACGUGGAAGCAGUGUCUGAUGAUGACUCGGACACCCGAAAUAGUGCCGUAGGUCAGUGUGAUGUCUAACUAAUUGUCACUAAUACUUAUCUAACUGUUGUUUGUCGGUGUUGCUCCACUACUACUCUGAUUACUCAAACUGUUGUCGAUGUUAUUAUUGGUGUUUUCUUGUUUACAUUAUCUUUAUAACUCCACUAACCCUUAAAUAUGUUUUUAUGAGUACAGGGU
Agrilus planipennis (emerald ash borer) is the source of this 1444-nucleotide messenger RNA. Its product is annotated as calmodulin-binding transcription activator 1-like. Gene Ontology annotation, molecular function: double-stranded DNA binding; transcription coregulator activity; protein binding. The transcript is spliced from 7 exons. The record is from RefSeq and is a predicted model, not a curated record. The coding region runs from base 248 to 1285 and encodes 345 amino acids. Lineage: Eukaryota; Metazoa; Arthropoda; Insecta; Coleoptera; Buprestidae. Gene Ontology annotation, cellular component: nucleus. Gene Ontology annotation, biological process: regulation of transcription by RNA polymerase II.